Molecule: messenger RNA, 879 nt
Organism: Lepidothrix coronata (blue-crowned manakin)
Lineage: Eukaryota; Metazoa; Chordata; Aves; Passeriformes; Pipridae
Product: serine/threonine-protein phosphatase 2A 65 kDa regulatory subunit A alpha isoform-like
Exons: 8
Coding region: 1-879 (292 amino acids)
Biological process (GO): protein dephosphorylation
Cellular component (GO): cytoplasm; protein phosphatase type 2A complex
Molecular function (GO): protein phosphatase regulator activity
Source: RefSeq, a predicted model, not a curated record
AUGUCUCGCCUUCAUGCGUGGCGCCCCCUGGCGCCGGGGCAGCGCCUGGUGACCCCGCCUCCGCCCUACGUUGGCAAAUGGGAGUGCGAGGCCGAGGCGGCGGCGGCCGCCCAUUGGCUGGCGAGCUGCGUGGGCGGGGUGAAGCGGAGCCAAUGGAGUUUCCCCCCUCAGCUGCGGCUCAACAGCAUCAAGAAGCUCUCGACCAUCGCGCUGGCGCUGGGGGUGGAGAGGACCCGCAGUGAGCUCCUGCCCUUCCUCACCGACACAAUCUAUGAUGAGGACGAGGUGCUGUUGGCGCUCGCGGAGCAGCUCGGGACCUUCACUGCCCUCGUGGGGGGACCCGAGUUCGUGCACUGCCUGCUGUUCUGUGAGAACCUGUCCCCGGACUGUCGCGAGGCCGUGAUCAUGGGCCAGAUCCUGCCCUGCAUCAAGGAGCUGGUGUCCGACGCCAACCAGCACGUGAAGUCGGCGCUGGCCUCGGUGAUCAUGGGCCUGUCCCCGAUCCUGGGCAAGGACAACACGGUGGAGCACCUGCUGCCCCUGUUCCUGGCACAGCUCAAGGACGAGUGCCCCGAGGUGCGGCUGAACAUCAUCUCCAACCUGGACUGCGUGAACGAGGUGAUCGGGAUCCGGCAGCUGUCCCAGUCCCUGCUGCCCGCCAUCGUGGAGCUGGCCGAGGACGCCAAGUGGAGGGUGCGCCUGGCCAUCAUCGAGUACAUGCCGCUGCUGGCCGGGCAGCUGGUGAGACUGGGAGCACUGGGAGGGACUGGGAGGGCUGGCCUGGCCAUCAUCGAGUACAUGCCGCUGCUGGCCGGGCAGCUGGUGAGACUGGGAGCACUGGGAGGGACUGGGAGGUAUGACCUUGUAUGGGGGCAGUGA